Messenger RNA from Plasmodium falciparum 3D7, 2064 nucleotides. RefSeq names its product inorganic phosphate transporter (gene PiT). NCBI's taxonomy places the organism in Eukaryota, Apicomplexa, Aconoidasida, Haemosporida, Plasmodiidae. The record is from RefSeq and is a predicted model, not a curated record. Gene Ontology annotation, cellular component: membrane. Gene Ontology annotation, molecular function: phosphate transmembrane transporter activity. Gene Ontology annotation, biological process: phosphate ion transport.
AUGGUCACAGGUCCUGAUAUGUUAUGGUUGGUUAUUACGAGUGGCAUAGCAUGUUUUUUUAUGGCCUUUGUUACUGGAGCUAACGACAUAGCGAACACAUUUAGUACAUCUAUAGGUUCAAAAGCUAUUUCUAUAAAAAAGGCAUUAAUCGUAGCAUUUUUUUUUGAAGCAUUAGGAGCUUCCUUAUUAGGAGGUACGGUUACUGAUUCCAUACGUUCGAAGAUAAUAAAUUUUCAAGUUUUCUAUGACACUCCAGAAUUUUUAAUGUUAGGAAUGUGUUGUGCCCUUAUGGGUGCAACGGUUUGGUUAGCUGUAGCAACAAGAGCUGGAUUACCUGUAUCAACAACACAUAGUAUUAUAGGAGCAUUAUUAGGUUUUGGAUUAGCGACAGGUAAUAUGAAAUCAAUAAAAUGGGAAAAAAUUAAUAAUAUUGUAAUAUCUUGGUUAGCUGCUCCAAUAUUAGCUGGAACAUGUUCUGCAAUAGCAUUUACUGUAUUAAGAAUGUUAAUUUUGAGAAAAAAGAAUUCGUUUGAAAUAAUAAAAAAGAUGUAUUGGUUUUUAAUAUUUUUAAUUACCUUACCAUUUAGUGUUUUUUUAAUAUUUCAUAACCCAAUAGUAAUAAAUACACAAUGUAAGAUGAAAAAAGAUGGAAAGGUGAUUGUAUCAUCACCAUGUUAUAUUGAAGACUGGAGUGCUGCUCAUAGUUUUUAUGCUUCCAUUAUAUGUAUCCUAUUAUCAUCUUUAUUAACAGCAAUAGGUUCCUUUGUUAUAUAUAUAAUAUAUAACAAAAGGAUAAAUAAUUACAAUUUGAAGAAAAAAAUAUUUUGUGAAGAAUUAGCUGAUAUCGAAAAGAACCCACAGAAUAAUUUCUGCGCAAUUAAUAAUAGUAGUUUAAAUUCUGUAGCAUCAAAUGAAACUCAAUUAACCCAAGCACAUAAUAACACAUCUAAUGGAACAAAGCAAAACCAAGUAGGUAAUGGUACUAAGAGUAAUAAUAAUAAUGUAUUAGUAUUACCAGGUGAUAAAAAUGUAAAGAGUCAACAAGAUGAUUCUAAAACAAAUGGAACUCAGAAAACGGGAAGUGUAGAAGCACAUCAUGUCGUACAUAUUAAAGAUAAUGGAAGUGAAGACAAAUCUCAUGAAAAUAUGUUAAAAAAGAAUCUUGAUAAGGUUACCAACAUGAACGAAAAUAAUAACAACAGCAACAAAAAUAACAACAGCAACAAAAAUAACAACAGCAACAAAAAUAACAACAGCAACAAAAAUAAUAACAGCAACAAAAAUAACAACAGCAACAAAAAUAACAACAGCAACAAAAAUAAUAACAGCAAUAAUGGUAAUAGUAAUGAGGGAAAUGGUAAAGGGGGGGAUCCAAAAAAUAUGGAAAAUGUUAUCAUAGAAAACUUCGAUCCACAAACCGAAAUUGUAUUUUCCUCUUUACAAAUUAUUAGUGCUAUAUUAGGUGUUGUUGCUCAAAGCGCUAACGAUACAGCUAAUGCUAUCGGUCCAUUUGCUGCUGUGUUUAAUACAUAUAAUAAUGGAAUUAGAGGCAAAAUUAAAGUUCAGUGGUAUAUACUUUUAUUUGGAGGUUUAUCUAUGUCAUUAGGUUUAUCUAUUAUGGGAUAUAGAGUUAUUAAAACUGUUGGUAUGAAGUUAAUUAAAAUAACACCAGCUAGAGGUUUUACCAUAGAACUUAUUUCCGGACUUGUUGUUUUAUUUUUUAGUAUUUGUGGUAUUCCUUUAAGUUCUACACACUGUGCUGUUUCUAGUGUUAUAGGUUUAGGUCUUGUUGAGGCUAAAAUGAAUGCAGAUAAUAAAAGACAUGCAAGAAAAUCUAUGGACAAGGAUAUAAUUCAAGUGGACAAGGAUAAAAGUUUUACCCUAACAGAAAAAAUCAAAUAUCCAUUUUCUUUUCUUAAUACAUCCUGUGUUAAUCUGAGAUUAUUUAGAACAGUUUUUCUUUCUUGGAUACUUACUGUAGUUUUUUCAGCUACUGUGACCGCAGGUAUUUACUCCUUCGCAGCAUAUAGUCCAUCUUACAUAAUGAAGAUGCAAACUGUUUAA